Molecule: messenger RNA, 2900 nt
Organism: Venturia canescens
Lineage: Eukaryota; Metazoa; Arthropoda; Insecta; Hymenoptera; Ichneumonidae
Gene: DppIII
Product: dipeptidyl peptidase 3
Exons: 4
Coding region: 265-2655 (796 amino acids)
Biological process (GO): proteolysis
Cellular component (GO): cytoplasm
Molecular function (GO): dipeptidyl-peptidase activity; metalloexopeptidase activity
Source: RefSeq, a predicted model, not a curated record
UUAAUGACAAUUUCACUGAAAUUUCAUUAAAAUGUUUUAAUGACAAUUUCACUGACAUUGUCGUCCCGUAAUUUUACAUUGGAAAAGAUGAAAUUACGGUAAUAUUCUGGUAAUUUCACCGGUGUUUAUCGGCAAGUUUACAUUUCCGUCACACUCCAUAUAUAAGUCACCGGGCAACCAGUGCAAAUGCCACAAACACCAAACGCCCAGCACCCACGGUAAAUUGUACACACCCAGCUGCGUACGUACACACUGCAAAAGUCGAUGUUCAAUUUGCCAAAGUCACGAUUGUUUUUUCAAAUAACACCAACCCUACAUCUGGAUCGCUCAUUUGCUUUGGCACACGUCACGAAGAAAACACUUAACCGAUUGUUGAGUACAAAGGAAUUACCGUCAAAAGUCACGAGGAACGUCGACUCUCGCUCACCUGUAUUGAUAAAUUCAUCUCUGUGUCAAAAACUGCAUACAAUGAGUGACGAUAUAUCAUUAUACACACUGCCAAAUGAUCAACCUGUCGUUGUUCUGGACUGUACAACCGCCUUUAACGCACUGUCGCUUAAAGAAAAACUCUAUGCCCAUUACUUGAGUCGAGCUUCUUGGUAUGGCGGCCUCAUUGUAUUGGUUCAAACAUCACCGGAAUCGCCACUGAUAUUUACUCUAUUCCACAAGAUUUUCUCAGAGGAGUCUAUACAGGAGCUCAAAAAAUCAGCAAUUGCUGCUGGCGUCAGCGAAGAUGAAUAUACUGCCUUCCUGGUAUAUGUGUGCGGUGUUCUUUCCAAUGCUGGUAAUUACAAGAGUUUCGGGGAUAGUAAGAUCAUUCCAAACUUGCCAACGGAAAAAUUUGAGACGAUAAUAAAAUCGUCAAAAGCUCACAAGGAAAAAUCGCAAGAGAUAGGAAGUAUUUGGAACAAGAUCGAAAAAGAAGUUUAUUCACUAGAGGAGAGAGUGAAAUCUUUAGGAUUGGGAGAAAAGGGUAUAACAACGUAUUUCUCGAGAAAUUGUGACACGAAAGAUUCUGAAUUGGUGAACGAAUUCAUGCAGAGUAAAGGUUUGGAAUGUUACAACACGAGAUGUUUCAAGACAACGGAAACGUACGAAGAGGCGGGUGUGCAAAAAGUAAGAAAUUUAUACGAUAUAAAGUUGGCUUCUUUGGAGAUGAGCGAGGAUCCAAAAAUAACACUGCCUACGGAAAUUUUCAAAGAGGCUGCGUUCAAAGUGAGCCGUGGUGAUUACAGCAAUCUGCUCGGACCAGUCAUCGAAAAUCUUGAGAAUGCGAAGACGUACGCGGCAGAUGAUAACCAGAAGAACAUGUUGGAUAAAUAUAUAAGUCACUUUAAAACCGGAUCUUUGAAUGAUCACAAAGAUGGAUCGAGAUUUUGGAUCAAAGACAAGGGACCAGUUGUUGAGGUUUACAUUGGCUUCAUCGAAACUUAUCGUGAUCCAGCUGGUCAAAGAGGGGAAUUCGAAGGUUUCGUUGCAAUGGUUAACAAAGAAAUGUCACGAAAAUUUUCGACUCUCGUCAGCCGUGCUGAACAAUUGUUACCGACAUUGCCGUGGGGAGCAGAUUUCGAAAAAGAUCAAUUCCUCAGACCAGACUUCACGUCGCUCGACGUUCUCACUUACGCUGGUUCAGGAAUCCCAUCUGGAAUAAAUAUACCGAAUUACGACGAAAUACGACAGAACGAGGGCUUCAAGAACGUAAGUCUGGGUAACGUUAUUCCUGCGAAUAUGAAACAAGACGUUAUACCAUUUUUGUCGGACGAUGAUCAGGCGCUCAUGAACAAAUUCCGCAUCGCAAGUUUCGAUGUCCAAGUUGGACUUCACGAAUUGCUCGGACAUGGCAGCGGGAAACUGUUCAGAAAACUCGCCAAUGGUGAAUACAAUUUCGAUAAAGAAAAAGUAAUAAAUCCGUUGACGAAUCAGCCGAUCGACAAAUGGUUCUUAGACGGUGAAACGUACGAUUCCAAAUUCGGUGUGAUUUCAUCGUCUUACGAAGAAUGUCGUGCUGAGGCUGUUGGCUUGUAUUUGAGCAUCGACAAAGAAGUCAUUAAAAUAUUUGGCUACGAUGGACAAGACGCCGAUGACAUAAUUUACGUCAAUUGGCUGUCACUUUUGUGGAACGGUUGCGCCAAAGCACUCGAAAUGUAUCAACCAUCGACGAAAAAAUGGUUGCAAGCUCACUCGCAGGCGAGAUACGCUCUUCUUCAAGUCUGUCUCGAAGCAGGUGACGAUUUCGUUAAAGUUGAAGAAACUGAAGCAGGCAAAAAUUUGAGAAUGACACUUGAUCGUUCGAAAAUUCCUACCGUUGGUAAACGCGCGAUUGGUGAAUUUUUGAAGAAACUACAAGUUUACAAGAGUACAGGAGACGUCGAAGCGGCUAAAACCAUGUACGACAAAUAUACAGACGUGCCAGCUUCCGGCUCUCAUCCGUGGGAACAAUGGCGACAAAUCGUCCUUGCCCACAAACAACCGAGAAAAAUAUUCGUUCAAUCCAACACUUUCGUUACUGAUAACGAUCUGAGCAAAGUGACUCUGAAAAAUUACGAACCAACGUUUGAAGGACUUAUCCAAUCCUGGAUCGACAGAUUUCCAUCUCCACAAACAUCAGCCGAUCUUCUCGAACUUUGGGAAAAAGAUCAAAAAUAUUUUGCCUAAAAGUGAAACAUUGAAGUGAUUCGAAGCAUUUAAUUUUUUUUUCUACGUUAAUACAAAAACAUCGAUUUAUUUCUUUUUUCAUUUUUACGUGUGUUAAAGCAAUAUCCCAAAUCGAUGAGUUCUGCCUUGACUCGUCGGAUGUCGGGGUUCGCUUUUUGCAUCCUUCGAGAUACUGAUUUGAAAGAUUGAUAUUUCGUAUAAAACUUUUGUAACGAAAUAUAAAAAAUUCAUGAUAUUUUCCAUAA